AUGCCAAUGGAUCACAGCACCCAGAAAAAGCAGCCCACAAUUCCGCGGCCUAGUUCGAGUGUACUCUUGGUAUCAUCCAAGAACGAACUCCUUCUUCUCCACCGAGUUAAGACUUCUAGCUCCUUUGCUUCGGCCCAUGUCUUCCCUGGUGGCAAUUUAUCCACCCAAGAUGGGCCCUGUCCUCCACCCGAAGAUCUAGGUCGGCACGAGGAUUCUCCCAGUUACAGGCGCGCAGCCAUCAGGGAGCUAUUUGAAGAAAGUGGCAUUCUUCUAGCCAAAAAUCGCAACUCAGGCAAGAUGAUUGCCGUCGAUGAGCCUACCAGAGAGGCAGGCCGACGGUUAAUCCACCAGAAUAAGGCUACCUUCGACGAGUGGCUGAAGGAGCAAGAUGCCCACGCGCAACCAGAUAUAGAUCAAUUGAUACCGUUCACUCGUUGGAUUACACCAACCAAUGUACCCAAACGAUAUACCACUCAGAUGUAUCUUUACUUCUUGCCUUUACCCACCGACGUGGAUAAAAGUGUGCUUGCUGAACUCCCGACUGAAGGCGAGCGUGAUGAGCUGGAGAGUCCGACCAGCGACGGCGGCAUCGAGGUCACAGAAGCCCAAUUUCUCCCUGCAUCAGAGUGGAUUAACCGUGCACAAAAGGCAGAGAUAAUCCUCUUUCCGCCUCAGUUCUUGCUAUUGCACUUGGUAUCCGCAUUCCUUGAUAAGGAGCCUCGCGUGGGAGCCUCUCUAGAGAUGCAAAAGCGUCGUCAGCAGCUUGUUGAGUUCGUCCAUUCCGGGUCUCCUUCAUGGGCUCAGAAGUGUAUUUCUCCGAAGAUGCUCCAGAUGACUGGUGAUGGUCGCUCUGUUUUGGGAUUGAGUGAGCCUGGUCCUGAAUUGAAAGGCACGGAUCGGAAAGGCGAGUCUGAGAGAGUUGUGAUUGUACGAUUCAAGAAGGGAAGUGCAAGGGAGGUGGAAGUUGGAUGGAAGAAGGACGUUAUGCAACAAGAGAGGCAGAAGAGUAAUUUGUAG
This is a messenger RNA of Penicillium olsonii, 1017 nucleotides long. Lineage: Eukaryota; Fungi; Ascomycota; Eurotiomycetes; Eurotiales; Aspergillaceae. The record is from the annotation of a GenBank genome assembly.